AUGGAGGCCGUCUUCGAGUGGCGAGACAAGUCCACCUGCCGGCCCGAAUUUGCUCGCCUUUUAAAGUUCCGUUUACUCAGUUCCAACACGAACUUCUUGGCCAGCUAUCUUGGUUUCUCGCAACCGAGCCAGCUCUACCAUUUCGUUGACUAUAUUGUCCCGCUUGUAAUCCACCCGUUCAUCAGCCUGUGCGCGCGUGGCGACUUCACCUACACUCACAAGCUUCCCACGAGUGAGGACUCCAUGUGGCUCAAAGACGCUCUGGAUAACAGCGAACCCGAUACGGUCCUGGUAGGCUAUUGCACAGACGACCCUUUGUUCCACAGACAAGAGCUUGUCAGGAUGGAUGAGGUUGAGCCAACCUUCACAGUCAUGGCUUGCAUAUACAAGUUAAUAAAAGCCAAUCCUGCAAGAUUCAAAGAACCGACGACGGGUCUUGAUCACGAGUGUGCAUGGGGCAUUCAUCACGAGGACUGGCAACGCGCCUUGGAGGUCAUCUAUUUCACCAAAAAACGCAGGGCAGACUUUGGCAAUUGUCCCGUGAAAGGCAAGUACAAGUACGACCAUUUCAGGAGAUGCGAUGAAUAUAUUCACGCUUACGCCACGCCAUAUGUCAUUACUUACGCAGUGACUGAAGCGAUCUAUGCUUGA
Molecule: messenger RNA, 651 nt
Organism: Trichoderma virens Gv29-8
Lineage: Eukaryota; Fungi; Ascomycota; Sordariomycetes; Hypocreales; Hypocreaceae
Exons: 4
Coding region: 1-651 (216 amino acids)
Source: RefSeq, a predicted model, not a curated record